AUGCAAGAGGGUGACGAGUACAAGACCGCCUUCCGCUGUCAACUUGGCCUCUUCGAAUUCCUGGUGGCACCUUUCGGCCACAUCAACUCUGGCGCCUGCUUCCAGAGAUUCAUCGCUUCUCUUCUCCAAGGUAUUAUCGGUGUUGUUUUCUACCUCGAUGACAUCCUCAUCCACUCCGACACUCUCGAGAACCACGUCCCUCUCGUCCGCCGUGUUUUUACAAUUCUGCGCGACAACCAGCUCUAUGUCAAGCUGGAAAAAUCUGUCUUCCACUCCGACUCGGUGCUCUUCCUUGGCUACAUCGUUUCCAAGGAUGGCGUCAAGAUCGAUCCUGCCAAGCUUUCUGCAGUCCUCAACUGGCCGGUGCCCGAAACUGUCCACGCCGUCCAGAAGUUCCUCGGCUUUGCCAACUACUACCGUCGUUUCAUCAAGAACUUUUCCGGUGUGAUUACUCCCAUCACCAAGCUCCUCGGCAAGGAUGUCCCUUUCAAGUGGACACCCGAAUGCGACUCUGCUUUUGCCUUCCUCAAGCACUCUUUCACCUCCGCGCCCGUCCUCGCCUAUCCUGACCCCUCCAAGCCUUUCAUCCUCGAGACCGAUGCCAGCGACUUUGCUCUCGGUGCCAUUCUGUCCCAGCUCGAUGACAAUGGCGUUGCGCAUCCCGUUGCCUUCCAUUCCCGCAAAUUCACUGGCUCUGAACUCGCGUGGAACAUCUACGACAAAGAGCUCUGUCCCAUUGUCGAGUCCUUCAAGGUCUUCCGGCACUACCUCCUCGGCGCCAAGGUUCCUGUCAAGGUGAUUACCGAUCACAAAAACAUCGAGUUCUGGUCUACCGCUCGUCUCCUCAACCCGCGCCAGACCCGUUGGGCCCAAGUGCUCGCCGAUUUCUUCUUCCUCGUCUACCACCGCGCUGGUACCCUCCAUACUCUUCCUGACGCUCUCUCUCGUUCCUCUUCGACGGGGGUGGGUGACCCCAAGGUCAAGACUCCGACCACCAUGUUUCCCGAGAAACUCCUCAUUGCCGUCAUGUCCGACGACUUCCUGUCCCGCGUCCGUCAGGCUUUAGCGACCGACAUUCUCGCACUCGAGAUCGCUGAAGAUCCUUCCCGCUUCCCCAAGUUCACCACAAAGGAUGAUCUCCUUUACUUCAAGUCGGCCUUGUACAUUCCUGACUCGGCCGAUCUCCGUUCUCUUGUCCUCGAGUCCCGCCACGACAGCUAUGCUGCCGGUCACUUUGGCAUCCGCAAGACCAUCGAGUUAGUCCAGCGUGACUACUACUGGCCCAAGAUGCACGAUACGAUCCAGCACUAUGUCGAAUCGUGCGAGACCUGUAUCCGCAGCAAAACUUCCUCUCACAAGCCCUAUGGCCUCCUCAAGCCUCUCCCCAUUGCCGAGCACCCCUGGAAAUCCAUCUCCAUGGAUUUCAUCACCCAGCUUCCCCCUUCCAACUCCUUUGAUGCAAUCUGCGUCGUCGUCGACCGCCUGACCAAGAUGGCCCACUUCAUGCCCUGUACCACGAGAAUCAACGCUCUCGGCACCGCCGAUCUCCUGAUCCGCCGCGUCUUCCUUUACCACGGUCUCCCUGACGAUAUUGUGAGUGAUCGUGGCAGUGUUUUUGUUUCUCACCUCUGGAAUCAUCUCUUCACAAGCCUCAACACCAAGAUCAACCUGUCCACGGCCUAUCAUCCCCAGUCCGACGGCCAGACCGAGGCCAUCAACCGCAUCCUCGAGCAGUACCUUCGCUGCUUCAUCUCUGCUGGCCAGGACAACUGGUCCGAUCUCCUUCAUCUCGCCGAGUUUGCCUACAACUCUUCCGUCCAGUCUUCUACCGGUGUUUCGCCCUUCCAUGCAAACUUUGGUUUCAACCCGCGUUUCGAUUUUUCUCCCGCUUUGACUCCUUCUCCCGAUGCUACCAGUCUCCUCGCGCACAUUUCCGAUGUGCAAGCCAAUGUCCGUGACCACCUCAAGUCUGCUGUGUCUGCUUACACCAAGCAUGCGAACAAGCAUCGCAUCCCUCCUCCGGAUUUUCAAGUUGGCGAUCAAGUUCUCCUCAGCACUUCCAACAUCCGCUCUCUCAACAAGCUCCACCCCAAGUGGAUUGGUCCCUUUCCCAUUGCUUCCAAGGUCAACGAUGUUGCCUUUACCCUGUCUCUGCCCUCUGACCUCAAGAUCCAUCCGACCUUCCACGUUUCACUUCUGAAACAGUUCCGUUCCAGCUCUGGCUCCUCUCGCCCUCAGCCGUUCCCCUACUCUGAGAUCGUUGAUGGCGAAAUCCUUUACAAGGUUUCCGACAUUCUCGAUGUCGAGCGUCGCGGUGAUGAUUUCUUUUAUCUGUGCCGCUGGGAAGGAUUCAGCCCUUCCGACACAACUUGGGAACCCUUGUCCCAGUUGUCCAACCUCCUGGUCCUCGUCCGCGAUUUCCAUCGCAAGUUUCCUCGCAAGCCCAAGCCCGCUGCCCGGCUUCUCCAUUCCUGA
Molecule: messenger RNA, 2475 nt
Organism: Capsaspora owczarzaki ATCC 30864
Lineage: Eukaryota; Filasterea; Ministeriida; Capsasporidae
Exons: 2
Coding region: 1-2475 (824 amino acids)
Biological process (GO): DNA integration
Molecular function (GO): nucleic acid binding
Source: RefSeq, a predicted model, not a curated record